Molecule: messenger RNA, 3594 nt
Organism: Condylura cristata (star-nosed mole)
Lineage: Eukaryota; Metazoa; Chordata; Mammalia; Eulipotyphla; Talpidae
Gene: PRTG
Product: protogenin
Exons: 20
Coding region: 1-3594 (1197 amino acids)
Biological process (GO): axon guidance; cell-cell adhesion
Cellular component (GO): plasma membrane; axon
Molecular function (GO): protein binding
Source: RefSeq, a predicted model, not a curated record
AUGGCGCCUUCUCUGCGACCCCUCGCCCGGCUGCGGCAGCCAGGGAUGCUGCUCCGCGCGCUCCUGCUCCUCGGCUCCAUUCCAGGAGUGUGGUGCUUUAGUGAACUGUUUUUUAUAAAAGAACCACAGGAUGUAACUGUCACAAGAAAGGAGCCAGUGACUUUAGAUUGCCAGGCUCACGGAGAAGUUCCCAUUAAGGUCACAUGGUUGAAAAAUGGAGCAAAAGUAUCUGAAAAUAAACGGAUCCAGGUUCUGUCUAAUGGCUCUUUAUACAUCACUGAGGUAGAAGGCAAGCGAGGAGAACAAGCUGAUGAAGGAUUUUAUCAGUGCUUGGCAAUGAACAAGUAUGGAGCCAUUCUUAGUCAAAAAGCUCAUCUUACCUUAUCAACUAUUUCCUUAUUUGAAGUCCAGCCCAUUUCUACUGAGGUCCAAGAAGGUGGAGUUGCUAGAUUUGCUUGUAAGAUUUCAUCAAACCCUCCUGCCAUUAUAACUUGGGAAUUAAAUCGGACAACCCUACCUGUAACUAUGGACAGGAUAACAGCCCUACCCACUGGAGUAUUGCAGAUCUAUGACAUUAGCCAAAAGGAUGCUGGAAAUUAUCGUUGUGUUGCUACUGCGAUAGCCCACAGACGUAAAAGUAUGGAGGCUUCUCUAACAGUGAUUCCAGCUAAGGUGUCCAAAUCCUUCCACACACCAACUAUUAUAGCAGGCCCACAGAACAUAACGACAUCUCUUCAUCAGACUGUUGUUUUGGAAUGUGUGGCCACAGGAAAUCCCAAACCAAUCAUUUCUUGGAGUCGCCUUGAUCACAAAUCCAUUGAUGUCUUUAAUACGCGGGUACUUGGAAAUGGUAAUCUCAUGAUAUCUGAUGUCAAACUUCAACAUGCUGGAGUAUAUGUCUGUCGAGCAACUACUCCGGGCACACGCAACUUUACAGUUGCCAUGGCUACUUUAACUGUGUUGGCUCCUCCUUCAUUUGUUGAAUUGCCAGAAAGUUUAACCAGGCCUCGAGCUGGCACUGCUCGAUUUGUAUGUCAGGCAGAAGGUAUCCCCUCACCCAAAAUGUCAUGGCUGAAGAAUGGAAGGAAGAUACAUUCAAAUGGUAGAAUUAAAAUGUACAACAGUAAACUAGUAAUUAACCAGAUUAUUCCUGAAGAUGAUGCCAUUUAUCAGUGCAUGGCUGAGAACAGUCAAGGGUCUAUUUUAUCUAGAGCCAGAUUGACUGUAGUAAUGUCAGAAGACAGACCCAGUGCUCCCUAUAAUGUACAUGCUGAAACCAUGUCAAGUUCAGCCAUUCUUUUAGCUUGGGAAAGGCCACUUUAUAAUUCAGACAAAGUCAUCGCUUAUUCUGUGCACUACAUGAAAGCAGAAGGUUUAAAUAAUGAAGAGUAUCAAGUAGUCAUCGGAAAUGACACAACUCAUUAUAUUAUUGAUGAUUUAGAACCCGCCAGCAAUUAUACUUUCUACAUUGUGGCAUAUAUGCCAAUGGGAGCCAGCCAGAUGUCUGACCAUGUGACACAGAACACCUUAGAGGAUGUUCCCCUGAGACCUCCUGAAAUUAGUUUGACAAGUCGAAGUCCCACUGAUAUUCUCGUCUCCUGGCUACCAAUCCCAGCCAAAUAUCGAAGGGGCCAAGUGGUGCUCUAUCGUCUGUCCUUCCGCCUAAGUACUGAGAAUUCCAUUCAAGUUCUGGAGCUCCCAGGGACCACACAUGAAUACCUUUUAGAGGGCCUGAAACCAGAUAGUGUCUACCUGGUGAGGAUUACUGCUGCCACCAGAGUGGGACUGGGCGAGUCAUCAGUAUGGACCUCACACAGGACACCUAAAGCUACAAGUGUGAAAGCCCCAAAGUCUCCAGAGUUGCAUUUGGAACCUCUCAAUUGUACCACUAUUUCUGUAAAGUGGCAGCAGGAUGUUGAGGACACAGCAACCAUUCAGGGGUACAAGCUUUACUACAAAGAAGAGGGGCAGCAGGAAAAUGGUCCCAUUUUUUUAGACACCAGUGACCUUCUUUAUACGCUCAGUGGUUUAGACCCCAGAAGAAAAUACCACGUGAGAUUGCUGGCCUACAACAUAGAAGAUGGCUAUCAGGCGGACCAGACAGUCAGCACCCCAGGAUGUGUGUCUGUUCGUGAUCGCAUGGUUCCUCCUCCACCACCACCCCACCAUCUCUAUGCGAAGGCUAAUACCUCAUCUUCCAUCUUCCUGCACUGGAGGAGGCCUGCCUUCACCACUGCACAAAUGAUUAACUACACCAUCCGCUGUAACCCUGUUGGCCUGCAGAAUGCUUCUUUGGUUCUGUACCUUCAAACAUCGGAAACUCACAUGUUGGUUCAGGGUCUAGAACCAAACACCAAAUAUGAAUUUGCUGUUCGAUUGCAUGUGGAUCAGCUUUCCAGUCCCUGGAGCCCUGUUGUCUACCACUCUACACUUCCAGAAGCACCAACAGGCCCACCAGUUGGAGUAAAAGUGACACUGAUAGAGGAUGACACUGCUCUGGUUUCCUGGAAACCCCCUGACAGCCCAGAGACAGUGGUAACUCGCUAUACCAUCUUGUAUGCUUCCAGAAAGGCCUGGAUCGCAGGAGAGUGGCAGGUCCUACACCGAGAAGGGGCAAUAACUAUGGCUCUGCUAGAAAACCUGGUGGCAGGAAAUGUGUACAUUGUGAAGAUAUCUGCAUCCAAUGAAGUGGGAGAAGGACCUUUCUCAAAUUCUGUGGAGCUGGCAGUCCUUCCAAAAGAAAAUUCUGAAUCAAAUCAGAGACCUAAGCGGUUAGAUUCUGCUGAUGCCAAAGUUUAUUCAGGCUACUACCAUCUUGACCAGAAAUCAAUGACUGGCAUUGCUGUUGGUGUCGGCAUAGCUUUGACAUGCAUCCUCAUCUGUGUUCUCAUCUUGAUAUACCGAAGUAAAGCCAGGAAAUCAUCUGCUUCCAAGAUAGCACAAAAUGGAGCUCAACAGUUAUCUCGUACCAGUACCUCCCUAGCCAGUGGAAAUGAAGUAGGAAAGAACCUGGAAGGAGCUGUAGAAAAUGAAGAAUCCUUAAUGCCAAUGAUAAUGCCAAACAACUUUAUUGAUGCUAAGGGAGGAACUGACCUGAUAAUAAAUAGCUAUGGUCCUAUAAUUAAAAAAAACUCUAAGAAAAAAUGGCUUUUUUUCCAAGAUUCUAAGAAGAUAAAAAUUGAACAGCCUCAAAGAAGAUUUACUCAAGCAGUCUGCUUUUACCAACCAGGCACUACUGUAUUAAUCAGUGAUGAAGAGUCCCCCAGCUCUCCAGGCCAGACAGCUAGCUUCUCAAGACCCUUUGGUGUUGUAGCUGAUACUGAGCAUUCAGCAAAUAGCGAAGGCAGCCAUGAAACUGGGGAUUCUGGAAGAUUUUCCCAGGAGUCCAAUGAUGAAAUACACCUGGCCUCAGUUAUAAGUACAACACCCCUGACCUCCAAUUCCUUCGCUGGCAGUGAGUCAGGGGGGGAUCCCUCAGAGAGGAAAUGUGAAGAACCUGCAUUGCCAUUGGAUGCUGAGCAAACUACAUCCCCUUCUGCUGUGCAACCACCAUCUGCCGUCCUCUGCUAUGACAAAAGUGAUUUUCCAAUCUAG